Messenger RNA from Phyllotreta striolata, 2193 nucleotides. NCBI's taxonomy places the organism in Eukaryota, Metazoa, Arthropoda, Insecta, Coleoptera, Chrysomelidae. The record is from the annotation of a GenBank genome assembly.
AUGUCACAUUUAUUUAAUGACGAUGGAGAUUCUUCAGAUGAAAACACGAAUUUCAAGACAGAAAACGAGUAUGCCAAAAAGUACGAUGCUUGGAGGCAGAAAGAGGAACUGAACAAACUCAAGACGAAAUAUGGUGAAGAUGUGUUAGAUAAAGGCGAGGAUUCCUCGAGUUCUUCCUCAGACGACGAGGAAGGCAUUGAAUUAACUAAAGAUGUGGAGAGAGACUUCUUUAGGACGUUGUCUUGCUUAAAAAACAAGGAUCCCCGGAUAUACAACAACGAUGUUAAUUUCUUCCAAGAAAGCACCGAUAUCAAAACUAAGAAGAACAAGAAAGAUAAACCGAUGUUUAUAAAAGAUUACGAGCGUAAUCUCAUCUUGGAAAAAGGUGGAAUAUUAAGCGAUGAAGAAGAAGACUUGGAAACUCCACAGUCUCUUACGUAUAACGAAGAGCAGAGGAAGAUUAAAGACAGCUUCAAGAAUGCACUGGGAAACAGUGAUGAUGAAGGAAAUGAUAAUAACUGGGGAGGAGUUUUUAAGAAAAGGGAAAAAACAAAGGAGGAAAUUGAUAAAGAAGAAAGCGAUUACAAAAAAUGGCUUGCUGGUGAAAAGGCUUCAUUAGAAGACGAAGCUGUAGUGAAAGAUUUGAAGCCUCUAAAAGAAUAUUGGAAUGAUCCCAACCUAGACAAAGGAGAGAAGUUUUUAAAGGACUACAUUUUAAACAAAAGGUAUUUAGAUAAUGAAGAUGAAAAUUAUGUGCCUACAUACGAUGAAAUAAUUCACGACUCUGAUCAAGAUUUAUCCAAUGACGAGGAAAUUUUGAGUAAACAGGAAGAGUUUGAACACAAAUACAAUUUUCGAUUUGAAGAACCAGAUCAAGAGUUUAUUAAACGGUAUCCUAGAACUAUGGAAAAUUCAGUAAGAAGAACAGAUGAUAGAAGAAAGGUAAAGAGACAGGAAGUUAAAGAAAGGAAAAAGGAGGAAAAAGAGCAGAAGAUGCAAGAACUUAAGAAAAUGCAAGAGUAUAAGAGAAAAGAAAUCGAAGAAAAGUUGGAAAAGCUCAAAGAAAUAACCGGAAAUGAGACUUUAGGAUUCAAUGUAUGUUAUUCAACACACAUUUUAUUUGUACUAAUAAAAAAUUUACAGGAUGAUGAUAUCGAUGGAGAUUUCGAUCCUGAAGAACACGAUAAGAAAAUGCAAGCUUUGUUCAACGAAGAAUUCUAUGCAGAACCGGAAGAUGACCAAAAACCAGAAUUUCCAGAUUUAGAUGAAGAACUUGAAAUCGAAAAUUGGGAACGUUACACGCCAAAACCAGAAGACAACGAACCUCAUUGUGAAGACGACGACUUCAAUAUGGACUGUGAAUAUGAUCCUCAUCAGGCAAACGAUAGCACUACUGCAGAUGAUGAAUCUAAAGGAAGAAGGAAGAAGAAACGAAAAUCAAAGUUCGCAAAAGCUGUCAGUAAGCCCAAACCAAAAUUCGAUCCCACUGAUGCUCAAUUUGAAAAAUAUUUCGAUGAAUAUUAUAAAUUGGAUUGCGAAGAUAUAAUUGGAGAUAUUCCAUGCCGUUUUAAGUACAGGAAAGUGGUGCCUAAUGAUUUCGGCUUAACAACAGAAGAGAUUUUACUAGCGAAUGAGAGGGAGUUGAAUAAAUGGUGUUCUUUGAAAAAAGCUGUACAAAUUAGGUCGGACGAGGUGGAAAAAUAUGAACAAAUUGCAUACAAGAAGAAAGGGCAAAAUAUCAAUUUAAAACAGAAAAUUCUGCCCAGUCUCUUUUCUAACACUCCAGAAGAAAAUUCACAGAAUGGUGAAAGUAGUGUGACCAAAAAAGAAGAAACAUCAUCGGUGAUUCAUAAAUCUGAACCAAAAGAAAAUUCUGAUUCAACUAAGGAAUUAACAGAAACACAAAAUAACGGAGAGACGAGCAAAAUUACGAAGAAAAAGAACAAAAAUAAUAAGAAAGCUGUAAAAAUAGAAGAUACAAAUCAAAACGACCAAACUUCAGCCGAUCCAAACAGCAAUAAGAGAAAAAGGAAUUCUAAUGAAACCGCAGAAAUUAAAAAUAAGAAAAGGAAAAGAUUUAAUAAAGAAAAAGAUGCCAAGUUGCCAAUAUCAGAUGCAAGGUUAUCAGCGUACGGAAUUAACCCUAAGAAAUUUAAGAAUAAACUCAAGUAUAAGAAAUCUGAAGCUAAAUAA